Sesamum indicum (sesame) is the source of this 533-nucleotide messenger RNA. It is a transcript of the gene CCL, whose product is annotated as CCR-like protein. The record is from RefSeq and is a predicted model, not a curated record. Gene Ontology annotation, cellular component: chloroplast. NCBI's taxonomy places the organism in Eukaryota, Viridiplantae, Streptophyta, Magnoliopsida, Lamiales, Pedaliaceae.
GAGUCUCAAGAUUCAAACCUAAAAUCAAAAAAUGCAGACUGCUUUAACCUUAUCAUCAUCUCCCCUUGUGCCACGUGCACCUCCCCGAAAAUUGAUCACCAGCUCUCCACCAAAUCCAACCAGGUUUGCUUCAAUCAGAUCAAAUGCUCUGGCAGUCAACUACAGCUCCACCAUCUCUGUUUUUCCAGCAGAAGCAUGUGAAACAAUUGGCGGAGAUACGUGUCUGGCAGACAUAUAUCCUGAAGUGAAGCUAGAAGCAGAAGCUAAGAAACCAAAGACUGUAUCAGAGGCAGUUGAGAGGGAGUAUUUGGAAUACACAGAUCCAAGGACGGUGCUGCUGGGCGAGGCUUGCGAUGUCCUCGGAGGAGAAUUCUGUAACCCCCCAUACCAGAUGGGAAUCUGCUAGAAGCCGCUUAAUAAUUUGCUGUGUACAGAUAUCAUAGAUGGAUGGAUGUAUUAAUGUGCAGUUUCUGCAUAGAUAUAUAUGUAUAAUAUAAGCAGCUUUCCUUCAUCACAUAAAUUUAUACAGCUGA